UGACGGUGUAUCCGUACUCUAAAUACAGGAUCUCCGCGGUUGUCAAUUGAAUUAUACUUGAGUUUGUUUAUGCAGUGGUCUACGAAUUGGUCUAUUUGCAGUAAGGAUAUAUUCUCAGUGGAUUGUUCACGCGUUGCGCAAAUUUCACCACCAACACAUACACCCUAUUAUCUACAUACAUACAGACAAUCAGACAAACGGCAUCAAAAUGAUGUUCGCUACCCUCCCCACGCAGCAACACCCACAACCACAACCACAAUCACAACAACGACAAUACCACCAACAACAACAACAACACACCCCCACCCGUCCCUCCUCCCUCUCACCACACCGCACCCCAAUCACCACCACCACCUCCACCACGACGAGCCAAUUCCUCAACUUCAACUUCUCCAGUCCAUUCAGCACUACCACGCUCACAACCCCCACUAAAUCCCCCUCCGCAUUCGCCCCGACCUCCCCAUCACCGACCCCGCAGCAGCAGCAGGAACAACAACAAUCCCGCUACGCGCACCGCUACGCAACCAACAUCUCCAACCCCAUGACCAAGCACAUGAUGACGUCGGCGUCGCCGUCCGCAAGACGGAACCUUUUCUUGAAUCGCGUGAAGCGGGCGCGUGAUGAGGGCCGGUUCGAGAAUCGGGGUGAACAGUUGGUGCUGAUGGAGUUGGUCGCGGAGGAGAAGAGGUGGGGGGAGGUGAUGAGGAGGAGGGCGGAGAGGUUGGAGGUGGAGGGGGAGGGGGAGGAUGAGGGGGUGAUGGAGGAGGUACCUGAUGAUCUGGACUCGCAUGCUCUGGAUGAGUAUUUACAAGAACAGGCUGCGGAGAUGGAACGGUUGGAGGCUCUGGAUGAGAUGUAUCCGCAGCCACAACUACUUGACAGUGGUGGUGCGGGUGCGGGUGCUUCCUUCAGUGAUGAAGAAUACGAUGAUUUGUUUAUGGAUUUGGCGGAGCAUCAACAUUAUCUCCCAGAUUCAGGUUCAGGUCAGGGGUUCGUACCUAGUCAGGAUAUGGAUAUGUCGUGAUCUUAUCUUUGUAUAUGUAUGUGUUUUGGGGUUGGUUGGGACAUGUCGCGGGUCGACAAUUGACAAUAUUAAUUGGCAUUGACAUUGGACAUGGGACCGGAUUGGAAUCACUUACUCAAAACUUAGCUAGAUAGACACGGAUGGAACACACUGGCGUUCACUGUCUGGGCCAUACACAUAACACCAAAC
Molecule: messenger RNA, 1213 nt
Organism: Aspergillus ibericus CBS 121593
Lineage: Eukaryota; Fungi; Ascomycota; Eurotiomycetes; Eurotiales; Aspergillaceae
Exons: 2
Coding region: 209-1024 (271 amino acids)
Source: RefSeq, a predicted model, not a curated record